UGUCGAGCAAACCUGGAAGUGGGUGGAUGUCAAUCCGUGGUAUAAGUCGUAAAUACUAGAAAAAAAAUCAAAAUUGGUUCUCGUUUGGAUUUGAAAAUAAGUAAAGUUGUACGAGUUCGAAAAAUUUUAAUAACCGAGUUGCUGAGUGUAGCGAACGUAUUGCGUGACUAGUGAACUAUCAGACGAGUAGAAACCUUACUAGUGCUCGCAGCUGAAAAAAGUGAGCAGUACUUUAUGAAAGCCUGACAAAAGUUUUAAACGAAUUUGUGCGAGUGAACAUUCGGAAGGAAAGUGACAGUUUUAACAGCAAACAUGACAGAGCUAAUGGAUUUAAGAAUGCAUCACCAUCUUGCUCUGCAGACGGAGAUCUAUCGGCAGCAAAUGUUGCAACGUUUACCAGACCCUUAUCCUACGAUGCUACCGGUCCCGGCACCAAGACCACUGAUGCUACCACCACGAUUCCCAUUGCCGACGGAGGUGGACACUAAGCUACAGAAUCGUGAACUUUGGAGUCAGUUUCACCGCAUCGGGACGGAAAUGAUCAUAACCAAGAGUGGACGCCGCAUGUUUCCCUCAAUGCGUCUAUCGAUCAAUGGCCUCGAAGCGGAAGAAAACUACUGUGUCCUCAUCGAGAUGGUUCCUAUCAGCGAUUGCCGGUUCAAGUUCAGUGGAUCCCAAUGGGUUCCGGCUGGUGGAGCAGAACCGCAAAGUCCCCAGCGUAUGUACCUGCACCCGGAUAGUCCCGCUCUUGGUUCUCACUGGACUUCCCAGCCGGUUGUAUUCAACAAAGUUAAACUAACCAACAACACACUGGACAGUAACGGACAUAUCGUUUUGACUAGCAUGCACAAAUACCAGCCACGAAUUCAUAUAAUCAAAACUUCGGAUCCCUCGCAAAUACCGUGGUCGCCACAGUCGGCCUUUACCUUCCCGGAGACCGAGUUCGUUGCCGUCACCGCUUAUCAGAAUGAUCGCAUCACCAAGCUUAAAAUCGACAACAACCCGUUCGCGAAGGGAUUCCGGGAAACUGGCCAGUCGCGAUGCAAACGAAAGGCCGGCAUUAUGAACGCCAGCUCUCGUUCGGUUGACGAUUCGGAAGAAUCGGGCGGAGAGUCCGGUCCAGAGCUAAAGCGCCAAAGAACAAGUAGUGGCUCUUUGGACGACAGUGACAUUUCAGUGAGCGAUUCGUCCAGUGGUACCAGCUCGCCGGUCAAUGUUGACGAUCUGCACCGGAACCCCCACGAGGAAAUGAUUCGGCCGCAUCCGUAUCACCAUAUGCUAAAUCCUGCAGGAAUGGCUGUUACGGCAGCAGCUGCCAGCUGGAUGGAUCUGAUGUUUCCAUACUUCCAACAACCCCAUCAUUCUCUGCCAUCCCCUCACAAUCACCACAGCCAACCACAGCAUCUGAAAGUGGACUUCAACUCUCUAUCUGUACUACCACCAUCGUCCGGCAAAUCUGCUGAAAAAUCCGCUGAAUGUUCCGGAAAAAAGCUUGGUUUCAGCAUAUCCGCCAUUCUUGGCUAUGAUCGGUAGAUUCGACCAACCAAACACUGGAAGGUUUCUCUGUCUCUCUCUUCCGCUUUCUAGCCCUGCAGCUAGAAGAGAAACCCCAGUUGUGUCAAACUGCAUCAUGUUGGAUGCGGCGGUGAUAAACCAAGCAGUGUAAGAAUAAAAAGCAUGGGUGUAAAUUAGUUCCUCACAUAUUCACACCUGGAUGCAACCGAGCAGCAGUGGGGACCGACGACGCCAUUUGAGACCGGACGUCGCGUCUCUAUGGAAUGGAGGAAUUUAAAUCUCUCUGGAGUUGUACGAUGCUGGUCGACUGUUGAUGGUUCAGUAAACAUUACCACCGCAGCUCGAAGCCAGGGGAAAGAAUAAUCUUGUUUGCAAGAUACAGCCAAGAAUCGGUGCCAUUGUGUGUAUGCGCAUGCACACGUUUGUGCCAGCGUCGUUCCGAUCUUCUGCAGCAGGUUCGGCCUCAUCUUCGAGUGAUGAAUGUGUGCAUUUUUCUGUCUCUCUUAGACUUAAAAAAACUCUGUUUUGUGUGCAAUUGUUGCGAAGGAAGGAAAAAGGUGUGUAGAGAUUAGAAAAUUGUUUGCAAAGUAGUGUGUCUCGGUUUAGGCAGCGGACAUGAGAAGGCAAUUGUUAAUUAUUUGUAGGGCAAUUGAAGAAGGCGAAAGUCAAAUGGGUACUUUAUUCAGGGUAGACGCAGUUGUAAGGAUUUACUUUGACUUCUGAAACUGUUAUUUCUAGAGAGCUUCCUAUUGUAGUUGUUUAAUGGUUCGUAUCUAGAGAUAUCUCAUUGAGCUUAGUAUUAGUAAUGUACGAACGAUUUAGUUAAGUUGGUUAUUUUACAAAUGCAAAGAGACUGUACGAAAAUAAACACAACCAUUGAAAUUUGAA
This is a messenger RNA of Wyeomyia smithii (pitcher-plant mosquito), 2403 nucleotides long. Its product is annotated as T-box-containing protein TBX6L-like. Gene Ontology annotation, molecular function: DNA-binding transcription factor activity, RNA polymerase II-specific; RNA polymerase II cis-regulatory region sequence-specific DNA binding. The record is from RefSeq and is a predicted model, not a curated record. Gene Ontology annotation, cellular component: nucleus. Gene Ontology annotation, biological process: positive regulation of DNA-templated transcription; heart development; regulation of transcription by RNA polymerase II. NCBI's taxonomy places the organism in Eukaryota, Metazoa, Arthropoda, Insecta, Diptera, Culicidae. Bases 313 to 1533 code for a protein of 406 amino acids. The transcript has 5 exons.